AUGCAUCAUCUAAGGCAGCAGUGGUCGGAUUUGAUGGGAUCUAUUGAUGAUCCUAAUCAAUCCUUUACUGAUGAAAAUGUUUGCAAAUAUUUCCUAACCGGCCUAUGCCCGCACGAUCUUUUUGAGAAUGAGAUGGAGGAUUUAGGUAAAUUAGGUCGUAUAGAUCAAUCCAUGGCGGUUUCUGUUGAGUUAACUUCCUUACAAACAAGAAGAGCAAAGUUAUUAUUUAGGAAUGCAGAAGGACAACUUACACAAAGACUUAGGCCUUGUGAUGUAUGCGGAGCAUUACUAUCAGCAAAUGAUACGGAUAGACGUCUUGAUGAGCAUUUCUCUGGUAGAGUUCAUCUAGGGUUUCAGAAAUUAAGAGAUGCACUAAAAAAGAAUCUUGAAUAUAUUGCACAGGCUCCUAUGCCUGAUCAGGACUUGUCUCGUAUUCUUAUCAACAUGCAAGAACAAGAACAAGUGUUUAAGCAGCUACAAGCACAAGAAGGAGAUAACUUCGAUAUAGGGAGUGUCUUUGCUGCAGCACAGAAGACGCAGCAGGAUCUGUUUGGUCUCCAUCAGCAGCAGAAGCAGCAGCAGCAGCAGCAGCAGCAGCAAAAAAAGGAUGCAGAAAAGGAGGAGCAGCAAAGGCUCCAGGAGCAGCUGCGGCAGCAGCUGCUUAAACAGAAGCAGCAGCAGCCUAUACCUGAUUUCCUAUUGAAGCAGCGGCAGCAGCAGCAGCAGCAAACAGAGAGAGGAACAGAUAGAAGGAGCCCUAGUAUAACAAGAGAAGCAUGUCCUGCUGCUGCUGCUAUUGCUGCUGCUGUUGCUAGCCGCAAGGCGGAGAACCCUAGCCGCAGCAGGACCCGCAGCAGGAGCCUCAGCAGCAGAAGCAGCGGAAGCAGUCGCAGCAGCAGAAGCAGUCGCAGCAGCAGCAGAAGCAGAAGCAGCAGCAGAAGCAGGAGCACCAGCAGAAGCAGCCGCGGCAGCAGAAGCAGCAGCGACAGCGGCAGCAGAAGCACCAGCAGAAGCACUAGCAGGAGCAGGAGCAGCAGCAGAAGCAGAAGCAGCAGCAGGAGUACCAGCAGAAGCAGGAGCAGCAGCAGGAGCACAAGAAGAAGCAGCAGAAGCAUCAGCAGGGACACGGAGAGACGCAGCAGAAGCAUGCAAGCAGACAAGCCAGAGCCUGUAGCCACCACCACCAGCAGCAGCAACAGCAGCAAACUGCUUGCUGCAGCAGAGGCAGUUAACAACCGUAAUGGCAACGCCAACGUAGAGAAAGUCCCCGCUAACAGCGUCAACAACUCAGUUAUCAACAGCAAGCCAAGCAGCAGCAGCAGCGGCAGCAGCAGCAGCGGCAGCGGCAGCAGCAGCAGCGGCAGCAGCAGCAGCGGCAGCAGCAGCAGCAAACCCAGCAGCAGCAGCAGCUCCACCUCCACAACGAAAACGAGCAGCUCUAGCAGCAGCAGCAGCAAAACUAGCAGCAGCAGCAAACCCAGCAGCAGCAGUGGCAGCAGCAGCAGCAACAGCAGCAAACCCAGCAGCAGCAGCAGCAGCAGCAGCAAGCCCAGCAGCAGCAGCAGCAGCAAGCCAAGUAGCAGCAGCAGCAGCAGCAGCAGCAAAUCCAGCAGCAGCAGCAGCAGCAAACCCAGCAGCAGCAGCAGUGGCAGCAGCAGCAGCAGCAAACCCAGUAGCAGCAGCAGCAGCAAGCCAAGUAGCAGCAGUAGCAGCAGCAGCAGCAAGCCAAGUAGCAGCAGCAGCAGCAGCAAGCCCAGCAGCAGCAGCAGCAGCAGCAGCAGCAAAUCCAGCAGCAGCAGUGGCAGCAGCAGCAGCAACAGCAAACCUAGCAGCAGCAGUAGCAGCAGCAAAUCUGGGAGCAGCAGUAGCGGCAAGUCUAGCAGCAGCAGUAGCAGCAGCAAGCCGAGCAGCAGCAGCAGUAGCAGCAGCAAGCCGAGCAGCAGCAGCAGCAGCAGCAGCAAGUCUGGCGACAGCAGCGCAAAAAAACGCCCGGCUGAAGAAGAAGGUGGCAGCAGCUCGAAGAAAUCGCGCGAAUCCAGCAGCAGCAGCAGCAGCAGCAGCAAACACAGCAGCAGCAGCAGCAGCAGCAGUAAACACAGCAGCAGCAGCAGCAGCAGCAGCAAACAUAGCAGCAGCAGCAGCAGCAGGAAGCCCGUGAGCAGCAGUGGGCGGCAGCACUAA
Molecule: messenger RNA, 2181 nt
Organism: Eimeria maxima
Lineage: Eukaryota; Apicomplexa; Conoidasida; Eucoccidiorida; Eimeriidae
Exons: 4
Coding region: 1-2181 (726 amino acids)
Biological process (GO): mRNA splice site recognition
Cellular component (GO): U2-type prespliceosome; U1 snRNP
Molecular function (GO): mRNA binding
Source: RefSeq, a predicted model, not a curated record